AGAAAGACAAAGCCCCGAUCCCCCUUCCUUUCCUUUCCUUGAUUAUUAUCUCUUCCUGUUCUGUUUAACAAAAUUCCCAAUAUCCGACUUGUUUCUCUCUCCUCUCACUAUAACGUACGAAGAGGAGAAGCUCACAACGUUCACGUUCUCUGUCUCAGUCCCCAACGACGACGCUCCUCUGUUGUUGUUCUUGUUCUUGAUUGAAAGCUAAGUCUCUCUCUGAUACACACACACACACAGACCCCAAGUGUGAAUGCCAAGACAGCCCCUGCAACAACAACAGCAACACGAUUAAAGUUUUCCUUAGAGACCCAGCAAAAUCACACGCUCUCAUCUCAUCAUCACCCCACUCCUAUUCAUUAUAUACAUUUCCCAAUUUUUGCCAUGGGUUUGUGUCUUGGCCCAAUGUCCCUGCGGUUUUAGGUCUACUACUCCUUGCUUGUUCUUUCGGAUCUUGAAACGCAAUGGCGCUCUUCAGAAAGUUCUUCUAUCGGAAGCCGCCUGAUGGCCUCUUAGAGAUUUCCGAAAGGGUUUAUGAUGAUUGCUAUUAAUUUCUCUCCACAUGCAGUUUUUGAUUGCUGUUUUAGCACGGACGUUUGGGAAGAUGAUGAGUAUAAAGUCUACAUAGGAGGCAUAGUGGGUCAACUCCGUGAACAGUUCCUUGAUGCUUCAUUCAUGGUCUUUAACUUUCGAGAAGGAGAAAACCAAAGCCUGAUUGCUAAUAUAUUGUCUGAGUAUGACAUGACAGUAAUGGACUACCCACGACACUAUGAAGGUUGCCCACUUCUCACAAUGGAGACAAUCCACCACUUCUUGAGAUCAAGUGAAAGCUGGCUAUCACUCGGUCACCAAAAUGUGCUCUUGAUGCAUUGUGAACGAGGUGGAUGGUUGGUUUUGGCCUUCAUGCUGGCUGCACUCUUGAUUUACCGGAAGCAGUACACUGGGGAGCACAAGACGUUAGACAUGAUCUACAAGCAAGCACCUCGAGAACUUCUGCAGUUAAUGUCACCGCUGAAUCCAAUGCCCUCACAGCUGAGGUAUCUUCAGUAUAUAACAAGAAGAAAUGUUGGAACGCAAUGGCCUCCACUAGAUAGGGCACUUACAUUGGACUGCAUAAUCAUUAGAUUAAUUCCUAAUUUGGAUGGAGAGGGUGGUUGCCGUCCAAUAUUUAGAAUAUAUGGACAGGAUCCUUUCAGGGCUGCUCAUCGGACUCCUAAAGUUUUGUUUUCUACUCCAAAAAGGAGCAAACUUGUACGAUAUUACAAGCAGGUAGAUUGUGAACUAGUUAAAAUUGAUAUCCACUGCCAUGUUCAAGGUGAUGUGGUUCUAGAGUGUAUUAGUUUGGAUCAUGAUCUGGAACGUGAAGAGAUGAUGUUUCGAAUUAUGUUCAAUACGGCCUUUAUAAGGUCCAAUAUUCUAAUGCUUAAUCGUGAUGAAAUAGACAUACUAUGGAAUGUUAAAGAUCAAUUUCCCAAGGAUUUCAGAGCAGAGGUUCUUUUCUCGGAGAUGGAUUCCGGUCCUUCUCUUAUAUCAAUUGAUUUGCCUGGUAUUGAGGAGAAAGAUGGCCUUCCAGUGGAAGCAUUUGCAAAAGUCCAAGAGAUCUUUAGCAGUGUAGAUUGGCUACAUCCAAAAACAGAUGUAGAGCUUAAUGUGCUCCAGCGGAUUGCAUCAUCAAAUGCUAUUCAGAAACUGGAUAGUGCUUCGGUCAAUACCACAGAGCCAACUGCUGAACAACUUAAAUCAGAAAAUAAUAUCAAGAGUCCCACCUCCGUGGCUCAGGGGAAACAUGGCAGUGCUUCUGCUUAUGCUACAGAAACAGGCAAGUUAUUGCCAGAGUCAAAACUUAAAUCAGGAAGUAAUAUCAAGAGUUCCACAUCCGUGGCUCAGGGGAAACAAGUCAGUGCUUCUACUGAUGCUCCAGAAACAGGCAGGUUCUUGGCAGAGUCAAUUCCUGCAAAACUUCAAUCAGAACCAAAGGAGCCAGAAAAUAAUAUCAAGAGUCCCACUCAUGUGGCUUUUCGGGAGCAAUCUAUGUCAAACUUUGAUCUGUCUGUAGAUGCCUAUUUAAGUAGAAAAAAGAUUGAACCCCAAGAACUGCAAGUAGCUCUCCAACGGCCUGCCCAAUCAAAAUUCAUAACUCAGCGAGUACAUAAAGCUUCACUAUCUGCACCAGUUUCAUAUUGUAGUUCCUUGCAAGGAUCACCAGUGCCUAUGUCGAGAUAUCAAAGUGCACCAUCAGCCCUUGGCAUUACAGCUCUGCUGCAUGAUCACGCUGCAUCAAGUAGUGAAGAACAAAUCACACAUCCUGUGACUGUAUCUCCACCUUCCCACUCUAGUACAGCUGCUGCUUUAACUGUACCUAAAUCUGUGCAGCCUGGUCAGCUGUCUAUUCCCAUGCCUCGACUACCGUCAUCAUCACAAUCACCAUUGCCAUUGUCAUUGCAAUCUUCAGGGAAUGCAACUGUAGCAAAGACUCCUGCUGUUAAUCCACCCUCUCCCCUGCCAGCAGCGGUUACCCAACAAACUUCAAAUGCACUCCAAGACUCUGAAAUUACAUUACAGGGUAGAGGUCAGUCAGUGUUAGUUCCCUCUUCCCCUCCUCCACCUCCUUCCCUUUCAGGGGCAUCUCCAUCAUCCUUUGUCAAGAGCUCAGUGUCAACUCCCCCUCCCCCUCCGCUGCCUCCGCCUCCACCCCCUUCUGUUUCAGAGGCAUCUCCAUGUCUCUCUGUCAAGAAUUUAAUUUCAUCUCCUCCCCCUGCCCCUUCCUUUCGAGGAAUAUCCUCCGUGAAGAACUCAGUUUCAGCCCCAAAUCCGCCUCCACCUCCAGCUCCUCCUUCCUUUCCAGGAACAUCAUCCUCUGUCAAGAACUCAGUUUCAGCCCCACCUCCCCCUCCGCCACCUCCUUUUUCAGGACGACCUUCAUCAUCCAUUGCCAAAACCUCCACUGCAGCUCCCCCUCCCCCUCCCCCUCCACCCCCUGGUUCUGCUUCUUCAGCUGCUUGUCCCACUUCUUCUGUGCUGCAAAUGGAGCCGUCAGCACCAGUCAUAUCUGGUCCCCCUCCACCACCUCCACCUCCUCUACGUUCAGGGCCUGCCUCAACUUCUGCUGCAACAUCUUCAGCACCACCACCACCCCCUCCUCCAGCAUUUGCAUCAAAGGAAUCCUUCUCCAAGAAUUAUGCACCUGUUCCACCCGUACCACCUCCUCCUCUUCCGAAUGGAGUAUUAAAAACUGCUGGUUCUGCCCCAACAUCUCCUUCGAGGGCUAGUAAUGUUAAUGUACCUUCAAUUCCCGGACCACCUUCUGGAGUUCUAUUUAGUGCAAAGGGACGGGGUCUAUCGCGUUCAAAUUCAAGAAAUCAGGCUCAACCUAAAAAGGCGAAUCUGAAGCCAUAUCAUUGGUUAAAAUUAACAAGAGCGAUGCAAGGGAGCUUAUGGGCAGAGGCUCAAAGGCCUGAUGAAGCAACCAAGGCUCCAGAGUUUGACAUGUCAGAACUUGAGAGUCUUUUUUCUGCAGCUACUCCAACUUCAGAUCAUGGAAAUUCAGGGGGGAAAUCUGGACGUCGAGCCACAGGACCUAAAUCUGAGAAAGUUCAGCUGAUUGAGCUAAGGCGGGCUUAUAACUGUGAAAUAAUGCUUACUAAAGUUAAAAUCCCCUUGCCUGAUUUGAUGAGUUCAGUGCUCACCUUGGAUGAGUCAGCAUUAGAUAUUGAUCAGGUUGAGAACCUCAUAAAGUUUUGUCCAACAAAAGAAGAGAUGGACUUACUCAAGGGUUAUAACGGAGAUAAGGAAAAUUUGGGAAAAUGUGAACAGUUUUUCCUAGAAUUAAUGAAAGUGCCACGGGUAGAACCCAAGCUCAGAGUUUUCGCAUUCAAAAUACAAUUCCAUUCCCAGGUUUCUGACCUUAGAAAGAAUUUAAACACCGUCAAUUCAGUAGCAGAUGAGAUCAGAAAUUCAGAAAAGCUGAAAAGGAUCAUGCAAACCAUUCUUUCUCUGGGUAAUGCCUUGAAUCAUGGAACUGCAAGAGGUUCUGCUAUUGGAUUUCGAUUGGAUAGCCUCCUAAAGCUCACUGAUACGCGAGCCCGGAAUAACAAGAUGACUCUCAUGCAUUACCUUUGUAAGGUACUUGUGGAAAAGCUGCCAGAACUUCUUGAUUUUCCUAAAGACCUUGUAAGUUUGGAGGCUUCAACAAAGAUACAAUUGAAAUAUCUGGCAGAGGAAAUGCAAGCCAUCAGCAAAGGCUUAGAGAAGGUUGUACAAGAGUUGACUGCCUCAGAAAAUGAUGGUCCAGUGUCAGAAACUUUUUGCAAGACGCUAAAGGAGUUUCUUGGUCAUGCUGAAGCUGAAGUGAGGUCCUUGGCUUUACUCUAUUCUAAUGUGGGAAGAAAUGCAGAUGCAUUGGCUCUUUAUUUUGGGGAAGAUCCUUCUCGUUGCCCAUUUGAGCAAGUUGUCUCUACUCUGCUCAACUUUGUGAGGAUGUUUGUCCGAGCUCAUGAGGAAAACUGUAAGCAGCUUGAAUUCGAGAGAAAGAAAGCCCUGAAGGAGGCAGAAAAUGAGAAGAUGAAAGCGGGAACUCUUUCAAGAAAGGAAUCGGGGCGCUUGAUACAGACUCCCAUUAAGAGUGCCAAUAUUAAAUCAUAAUGAAUUAUUUAACCACGUACUUUUGAGCAACAAAGCUGUUCUCACAUGGAUAUAUUUCUUCGAUCUAUGAAUGAAUCAUCUGACCAUCAGUUUUGAUGACGUGGAGUAGAAUGUCAUAUGAUUCAAAAGUAAUGUUGGUGGUAUGCAGAAAGGGGAGACGUCCACUGUAACAGAAGUUGAUUCCAGAGUUCAUGGAGCCUGUUCGAUGAGCCGCCAAUUGUGAGAUACAUUUGAGGAGUUGUAUAAAAAUGCCCAAUAGUUAGCUUACUAUCCUUUUUAUAUUAUUAGUUACAUAAUGAUUUUUCAUUUUCAGAUAUAGGAAUGUAAAUCUUGAUAUGAGAUGAUAGUAGAGGGAAAUAUAUUAUAAAAUCAACCAGUUAUUUGAGGAUUA
Messenger RNA from Rosa rugosa (rugosa rose), 5032 nucleotides. RefSeq names its product formin-like protein 6. Bases 535 to 4641 code for a protein of 1368 amino acids. The record is from RefSeq and is a predicted model, not a curated record. The transcript has 18 exons. Lineage: Eukaryota; Viridiplantae; Streptophyta; Magnoliopsida; Rosales; Rosaceae.